AAACACAGUAGGAAAAUUGUUGUGUAUGCUGCUGAACGACAGGAUACUGGGAGUAUUGGAGAAGGAAUAUAGCAUCAGUGAGGGCCAGGCAGGUUUCCGAAAGAAGAGGGGGUGCGUAGACCACGUGUUCACGGUAGGGAGAAUCAUCCAAGGUAGAAAGAGGGCGGGAAAGCCGACGUACUGCUUCUUCCUGGACGUGAAAAAGGCAUACGACACCGUGUGGAGAAAUGGGUUGUGGAAACAACUGUCCAAAUACGGGAUCAAGGGGAAAAUGUGGAGAGUGCUGAAGAAGAUGACAGAGUGUACGAAAAGCGCGGUCAUGCUAGACGGAGAACUGUCUAAAUUCUUCGACAUUGAGCAGGGGGUCCCACAAGGUUGCACGCUGUCCCCAACAUUGUUCCAGGUGUUCAUCAACGAUCUGUUGGAAGUCGUAGAGGCAGUCCGGAAGGGAGUAAAAGUAGGGGACACGGAAACGUCGGUUUCAGGAAUGCUGUUUGCGGAUGAUUUUGUCGGUAUGUCGGACACCCCUGAGGGACUGCAACUGCAAAUUGACGCGGCGAAGAAGUUUACUGAUAAGUGGAGAUUGUCUACCAACGUUAAGAAGAGUGCCGUCAUGGUAUUCAACGAGAACAAGGAAAAACCAGCUGAACAUAGAUGGAAGUGGAGGAUCGAGGAGAUUGCAUUAGUGGACCAGUACACAAACCUCGGAGUAGAAAUCGCAAAAGAUUGCUCGUGGAAUACACCCAUGUCCAAGGUAGCGGAAAAGGGCAAAGCACGAGCAGGGAAGCUGCACCUAAUACUCGCAAACCGGCACCUUGAUACACGCAUCAAAUUGACGGGUUUGAAGAGCGAAAUCGUACCGCCGCUAGAGUACGCCGGCGAAGUAUGGGAAGGAAAUAAGAAGGUAGUGAAAGAACUCGAGGCGGCGCAGAUGAAAGCAGCGAAAACCAUCCUAGGAUGCUCCAGGCGCACAAGUAAUGCAGCCGUGAGGGCAGAAUUGGGGAUCCAAUCCCUACGGUCGGGAAGAGACGCGAGGAAGCUGACCUGGCAGUAUCGCAUGUGCGGGAUGGGAGAGGAGAGGUUGCCGAGAAUUGUAUGGGAGGCGAAGUGGGCAAACAAAAAGAGGGGUAGACAACCCACGGAAUGGGUCAAGGUUGUAGAGGACGUAUGGAAGGGGCUCGACAUCGACGAAGAUGAAACGCUGGAAACGGAGGGUCUACAGGGGUUCAAGGAGAAGAUAUCUGUUGCUUGUGCCGAGAGAGAAGAACAGAAUCUGAGGAAAGAAUCCAAGGAUAAGGAGGGUCUAGAAGUGUACGGAAUGUUGAAGGAAGGAGUAGGGUUCAAGCACUACCUACAUGGACCAAUGGAUGCAGGAACAAAGCUUAAGGUCAAAUUCAGGACCGGGGACAUAGGCCUUCGAGAACGUCGACGAAGACAUAGGACGGUAGACGACGAGGACGAUGAGUUCAAAUGUGAUUGCGGCUUCGAAUGCAAAGGCCGUGUUCAUGUAGUAGCGGAAUGUCCGUUGUACAAGAAGGAGAGGGGAGUGUACGUGACUGAGCUGGGAAAAUAGAUGGGACGUAACAGGGAGAUGUUUGAGGCAUGGAAUAGAGAGGAAAGGACGGUAGCUGUACUGGGGCAUAGGAGGUGGGUUGAAAAGGCGGGAAGGGAUAUCGUUAGGAUAGACAGACUAGGGAAGACAUUUUUGAGCCACCUUUGGCAAAGUAGAAAGGAACGAUUGGCCAUCGGUGAUCGGUCCUGUGGGAACAAUGCUCCGUCCUCUCGAGGACGCGUGGUCAAUGGUCUAACCGCUAAGGCAUGCAAAACAUGAGCGUACGCCCCCC
Ectocarpus sp. CCAP 1310/34 is the source of this 1844-nucleotide messenger RNA. Lineage: Eukaryota; Phaeophyceae; Ectocarpales; Ectocarpaceae. The record is from the annotation of a GenBank genome assembly.